Fusarium mangiferae is the source of this 3177-nucleotide messenger RNA. RefSeq lists its product as uncharacterized. Bases 1 to 3177 code for a protein of 1058 amino acids. NCBI's taxonomy places the organism in Eukaryota, Fungi, Ascomycota, Sordariomycetes, Hypocreales, Nectriaceae. The transcript is spliced from 3 exons. The record is from RefSeq and is a predicted model, not a curated record.
AUGGCAGAACGAGACAGUUGGUACGACGAUUUGAUGCAACCCUCAGAGGCAACAGUCGAACUCGAAACCUACCCCACAGCCUUCAACGACUUGGAAAGCGCCAACUCAAGUAGAACUCAUGGCCCUGGAGUUUUUGUGCCUCUGAACCCGGCGGCAUCUGAAUUUAUCCCUUCUAGCUCCACUGUCUUGCAAGACUCAGCACUUCCGAGCAUGGAGCCGCCAUCGGUGCCUAGCACAUAUCUGAUAGCGAGUACAAUAGCCAGCACGGAGAUCACAGCCCAGACUACUAUUCCUAGCGAGAAACCGAACCAGAGCGACAAGAAGCAAGAAGCCGAUAGCCCAGCUUUAACGCCAUCAAGCCCCUUAAGGGAAAAAGAUGAGGAUCACGAUGAUCAAGCUUCAAUUACCUCUGUGGGUUCUGCUACCUACACGCCGCAACAGAGGAAAGACGCCAUCGAAAGAUUUUCUGGGGCUGUGCGCAAGAAGCUCAACCAUAGCAUGCUCCAUCUUGUGGCUGAUGAUGUUUCUCGCCCUCUUGUUGUCUCCCAGUUCCGCAAGGCUAUCAAAGACUUCACCCAGGCCGUCAAUGUAGACGAGUCUAUAAAAGCACAGAUACAAGGAGUCAAGAUGAUACGCAGAUUGAGAUCUGAGAUUGCUAUGAAAUUACAUGACUCACUGGUGGGAUUAACUCAAGAAAAGGAGGAGGAGGAGGGCGCGCUCAAUGAUGGCGCUCUCGGCGAUGGUGCGCCGCUGGGACUGGCGGAGAAAAUGCGAAGCUGGCUUCCGGAAACAAAUGUCGCCGGCUUGCCUGACCAUGUUGAAGCAGAUGGUCUCCCAUUAUAUAAUCAACCCCCCAGCGAAGCAUGGUAUGAUGAUCGAUCGAGCGUCAGUUUCGGAGAGGGAUCUGAGGAUGAGACAGAAGUCGGGUUCAAGCUCGAAGGUGCGCCUAGCAUCUACGGGCAAUCAGUUGACCUAUUGGCGGUCCUGAAGACUUUGACGGAUCAGCCAGCAUUCGAACAGCUCAUCCACACGGUAGAAAGCUGCAUACAACAGUACCAUUGUGAAAAGAUGCAUUUGAUACGGCAAAAAACGUCGCUCUCUCUGAGACGUUACUACCCUCAGCGCGAAGGGGAAAAUACUAUUCUUGGUGCUGUUUUUAAUGUUGAAUGGGACUUGAAGGGCUUCCUUGUUGAGAACUAUCAACAAGGUAUACAUCAAGAGCUCGGGAAAGUAAUAUCAAUUACCGGCACUAUUGAGACAGCCAGGCUAUGCUCAGUGAGUCAGUAUAUGAAGUGGUGUUGGCUCCAUGAGAGUCCUCAGCUUCUCAGGGCUCUCGAAAAGGCGAUACCGGAGAGUAUGCUGGCCAGGAAGACUUGGGCCGGUCUUCUGUCAGAUAUUGCAACGAGAAAUAAGAUUACUAUCGAUCCAUCCUUGCGAACUUUAAAUGUUUCAGGGACCGAAAGUUUUAUCAUAAAGAUAGCUCAGCAGAUCUCGUGGCUAGCUGCUGCUUUUCAGGAGAAGAAGGAGAGCCUCACUUAUGCGUAUGUGGGAUUUAGUGAGGCCACUCAGCCGGCCGCCGGCUUGCAAGUCCCAACCUUCAACAUCGAAGUCCAACUCCAUGUACUGCCAGAAAACGCCAAGUCAAAAAUGUGUUGGAAUUCUGUCAUAGGCCCUGGCAUCAUUAUAAGAGGAUUCCCUUCACCCGAGAGGAAGCACAACGAGUGCGGACUGGAGGCAUCAAUUCGAGUCAUGACACAGCUUCUGGGCCUGCAUAAAGCAGUCACCUUUAAAGGUGGUUAUGUCUUUAAAGGAAGAUACACAGCUCUCAUUCCAGUAAAGAUGUUCCAGAACUCCAUUCAGUGGCAUGUCGUGGACGUGUAUCCACGUAAGCUUGAAUGGACUGACAUUGAUGCGCUCUGCCCCAUUCGCCUCCUCAGGUACGCCAAAGCAGGCUUCUUUCUCGACACUAGAUCAUUUAUUGGAUGGUGUCCGACAGUUCUGGAGACUCUCGCAACAAGUGACUACGAAUACGAUCGAGUCCUCUAUUCACAAGCAAGCGUGCCACAUAGGUGGGCUCAAGUCGAUAAACUACAGGUCGGUUUUAGUCAAUGGGGUACAGUUACGGCUGAAGUCACUGUGGGGAAGAAGGAUGGAUAUUUUUGCCAGCGACAGGAUGACUACGAUGCUCUCCUAGACGAUGCCAAGAACACGCAUAUCAUCCUAUAUGAUACUGUCCAGAGAAGGGCUACACAGACUAAUGCAGAAGACUUAAUCUUGCACGUUCUACACCAUCAACGGAACAAGAAAAGCAAAGAUACACAUCCGGAUACAUCUGACCAAGGCCAAGAUCUUGAUUUCGCGCACCCUGAUCGAAGAGUGAUCUCAACCCGUGAGGUCAUGCUCAGGAAUGCCGAAAGAGUAUAUUGUCAUCGCCGUCCAUUGUCAAGCUCUGAGCCUAAACCAUGCCUUUUUAAGCAUGAGUUCGAGUCACUUUAUGCUACUAUUGAUGGACUCUGGGCCCAGGAUUAUCUCAAUUCAAAGUCCUACGCAAUGAAGUUGGGCCUAAGCCUGAAGCCCAGCAUCAGCGGAUGGGAGUACAUGGACCUCGUUGAGCCCAGGAGAUGGAUGCCGCCAAAGACGACGAAUUUGACAAAUAAGUGCGGUCGUUGGAAUGAAUACGCAAGGGACAUUAAAGCUCUGAUAUUUUUUGGAUCCGGCUUUGGCGAUAUCCUAAGCGCUGCUUCGCCUCCAAACGUCUGUCCCGCACUCACUUCUGUUCCGAAAGGCCAUUUCUGUUUAGGCAUUCGAGUCGAUACUCUGGAACGACUUUUCACCGUUCAAGGUUCUUUAGAAGACCAGGCGAGGCUUACUGCAAGCGGCCUAGCCUUAUCUGGCUCUACCGAGCUUUUCAGAGUAAACGACGGAACACCUGGGCAGCGAUGUGGUCCUCGACGGUUGGUACAGUUUAUCAAGCCAAGGCUUACAAAGGGGGAACAUAAUUCGCUUCCUCUGAAAACAAACGGCGCAGUUAUCAUUGGUGGCAUUGAAGACAGCGUUCUGCAUAAGGACUGUGUUCUGGAGGGGACUAAGAAAAGUUCUGGGAGAAGUUCUAAGUGGGUGCGAUUGGAUUAUUAUGCUUCCUCUAUACCUAUGAGGCCAAGACCAACUACGUACUAG